This is a messenger RNA of Opisthorchis viverrini, 255 nucleotides long. RefSeq lists its product as hypothetical. Bases 1 to 255 code for a protein of 84 amino acids. The transcript has a single exon. The record is from RefSeq and is a predicted model, not a curated record. NCBI's taxonomy places the organism in Eukaryota, Metazoa, Platyhelminthes, Trematoda, Opisthorchiida, Opisthorchiidae.
AUGGAUACUAAGGAAGAACUGCAUAUGUUCAAGCAACAGUUGGGCUGCUAUAGUAACCAACACAAGAUUGAUUGUUACUUCAUUAUGGAACAGAGUCCACAAUUAGGACAGAUAAGUGUCCAGAUGUACACGGAAUUGUUAUGGCAAUGCUCAUUAGCCGUCAGGGUUCCGUCCAACAAAAAAUAUGGAACAGUGAUGUAUGAGGAGAUGCCCGAUUACAAAGAAGAAACGGAACGUCGAGAACCAUCAACUUGA